CUCGUAGAGCACCAGUCAGACAUGUCCGACAUGGCUGGACGGCGCAUUGUUCAGCUUGAGGAAGCGGUGAUCAAUCGGAUUGCUGCAGGUGAAGUUGUGGUGAGACCUGCAAACGCUUUAAAAGAGUUAAUUGAAAAUUCGUUGGAUGCAAAAAGCCAACGGAUCAAUGUAAUGGUGAAGUCUGGAGGCCUGAAGAUGCUGCGCAUCGAAGAUGAUGGGCAUGGGAUCCGGGCAGAGGAUUUGCCUAUCCUUUGUGAACGUUUCACAACAUCAAAACUACAAAAAUAUGAAGAUCUCCUGAGCAUCGGAACUUUUGGCUUUCGUGGUGAAGCCCUUGCAUCAAUCAGCCAUGUAGCGCAUGUCACAGUGACAACCAUGACGAGCAAUGACAGCUGUGCUAGCAUCGCUCACUACAGUGAGGGCAAACUGCAAGGUGACGGAGUUAGACCAUGUGCUGGAACUCGUGGCACAACUUUGAUGGUCGAAAACAUGUUUUACAACAAUCCAACUCGUAGACAAGCCCUGGGCAAAGAAAGCAUUGAACACUCCAAGGUGCUUGAAGUUGUACAGCGCUAUGCGAUUCACUAUCCGCAUGUUGCUUUUGCUUGUAGAAAGUUUAGUGGUUCCAACAGCUCUGCAUUUGAACUCUCCACAACUGGAGGUCAGCUAAAUUCUCGAGAUGUCAUUGGAACCAUUUGGGGCCAAAAUCUUGCGAAUGAACUCUUUCCUUUCGAGGUCAAAUCAGAGGAGCCACCUUUUUCUUGCAGAGGCUUUGCCUCAAAUCCGAACCAUUCAGCUCGUUCAUCUACACUCAUCUUGUUCAUUAACAAUCGGCUGGUGGACUGUGCACCUUUGAAGCGAGCUGUAGAAGCUGUUUAUCAACCGGUCCUUCCGCGCCAUCAGCACCCCUGGGUCUAUUUGGCAUUGGAUGUGGACCCAGCAACCAUUGAUGUGAAUGUUCAUCCGACCAAGAUGGAGGUGCAGUUUUUGCAUGAAGAGAUAAUCUCUCAAAGAAUCCAAGAGACUCUGUCAUCGCAACUGCGCACCAUGGGUGGUUCGAGAAGCUUCUCCUGCAUUUUGCCGUCUUUGCCAUCUUUGCCUUCGACAGGCAAAGCUUCUGCCUUCAUUGACACAUCGCAAGAUGCUGGGCCUCCGGGGCUGCCAGGGCCGACAUCACAAGCAACACCGCAGAGAGCUGAGAGAGCGGAGAGAGCGGAGAGAGCUGAGAGAGCUGAGAGAGAGGACAAGUCGGCGCCCGAAGACAAGGCAACUACUAAGGCUGCCAAGGCAGCCGCCAAACCCACUCAGAUCCGCACAGAUCACACACAGAUGUCCCUCGAGUCCAUCUUCCGAGAGUCACAGGUCCAAGCCUCCCAAGGCUCCCAAGCUUUCCAAGACAUGGAGCCAGCGCCCAUCCAGGACGCACCACUUGGGGCAGCUUCGAAGCAAAGCAACGGACACAUUGAUCUGGAUGGCGACGAGGCAGAUGGAAAUGCUACGAAAGCGAUGAACGCAGAACGAUCUGAACCCUCUGCUGAACGCUUGGCCGUUUUCGAAGAAGCCCAGCAGCUGACCUCCAUCGAAGAGCUUCGGAGUGCUGUGAACCUGGCUUCCGAUGAGAACUUGUCGAAGCUCCUGAACCAGUCAGUUUAUGUUGGGCCUGUGAACCGCGAGCUGAUCCUUUUGCAAUGUGGAGCAUCUCUGUGCCUUGCAAAUCUGGCAAUUAUGGCUCGAGAAUGCGCUUACCAAAGACUCUUGAGGCUGAUUGGCGGUAUUGGCUGUAUCACAUUGGUCGAGCCGCUGCCCCUCAAGGACCUGGUGCAGCUUGGUCUCAGAGAUCCCGAGUCUGGCUACGACAAGCUGCCUGGCUCUGACAUCAGAGCUUUGGAAGAUCGCUUUGUGUCGCUGCUGCUCCAGAAAGCUGACCUAUUGAAAGAAUAUUUCAUGCUGGAGAUCGAGAUCAAAGAGGAUCAAGAGGAUCACAUGGAUCACAAGGAUCAUGGCAAGGCCCUGCAAAGCGUGCAACGCCAUGGUAGGUUGAAGACAGUGCCCAAUGCCCUUGGUUUGACCUCAGAUGUUGGGUGUUCUUUUGACGGCCUGCCACUCUUUAUGUUGCGGCUUUGCACUGAGAUCAAUUGGAACGAUGAGAAGACUUGCUUGGACGGUAUAUGCCAGCUUGCUGCAGAGUUUUGUGCUGACUUGCUAUUGCCUGACGAAUCCCUAAAUGCGACUGAUGCCGUCAAUGCAGCUGUUGCAGCCGGGGAGUUCGAAGAUGUUGCUACAGCUGCGGCAAAGCGACCUCGCACAUCUCAGGAAUUGCAGAGUCUCAGAUGGUUGCAUGAGGCUAUACGGAAAGAUGGCAUGUGCAAAUGGCCACGUAGUUUUGCAAAGGAUGGAACUCUCUUGGAUCUCGUGUCUUUGGACCAGCUUUACAAGAUCUUCGAACGCUGUUAAGAUACACCUCGAACUGGUGAAUGAGCAUGGUUUCAGCAAUUAUUACGUGCUUCAAGUGAUUUCAAUGUAAUUCGAGACUCUCUCUCUCUCCUCAUUCUCUCUUCGUUUGGGGUUGAUAGCUUCGACAAUGUCUGACAUUGUUGAAAGAUGUUCAAAAAGGAUUGCCCUUGAGGGCGUUCCAGGACAGCGAGGGUGUAGCGGCCAUAGGUCCAAAA
Messenger RNA from Cladocopium goreaui, 2669 nucleotides. The record is from the annotation of a GenBank genome assembly. NCBI's taxonomy places the organism in Eukaryota, Dinophyceae, Suessiales, Symbiodiniaceae.